This is a messenger RNA of Nelumbo nucifera (sacred lotus), 1604 nucleotides long. RefSeq names its product putative plastid-lipid-associated protein 13, chloroplastic. NCBI's taxonomy places the organism in Eukaryota, Viridiplantae, Streptophyta, Magnoliopsida, Proteales, Nelumbonaceae. The record is from RefSeq and is a predicted model, not a curated record.
CGGUAUCAUAGCCGGGAGCACUUUCAUGGUUUCAACUAAUUGGAAAAGUAGACUGGUAGAGUGCCUUUGAGAAAUGGCGCGACUCGCCUCCGGCCCUCAUCUCCGAUAACAUGGUUCAUAUCGGGAGUUUUUGAUAAAAACGAAGGAUAAAUCUGUCUUAUUAACUGUUUAUUUAAUUAUUUAUUGGACAGAAAAUGUUUAUUUAUUUUUCCCGCUAUGAAUUGAAAACUUUUGUCCUCACACGUUAUUCGUCAGUACAGUUUAUUUGGCGAAAAUGCCCCUCAUGAAGACAAUCUGCUGUGUCCUCUUCUCCAGUACUCACCAGUCACAAACUACUGCCACAUAGAACUCCAAGCAGAGCUUCAUCCACACCAGAAAAUUAGGGUUUAUUAGAAAUUAAUUAUUUUCUUAUUAUUUUUCCCGUAAGUUUGCAAUGAACUGUCCUGAAAACCGUCAAUCAUGUCAGAAUUUGUGUAAAGUUUCUCUGUCGAUCUGUUUGUAAUCCGUUUCUGUGGAAAUUCUUUAACUUAUUCAUGGCUUGGGGUUUGGACUUGAGUCCUUUUGUUGGUUUUCGUUCGGGACUUCCAUUUCCUCGUUCUUCCUUGUCUUCUUCUACUUCCAUUUCUGUAUUUCGAUGGCCAGACAGUGGCUCCCGUCGUCGGAGCGAGGGCCGGAAGUCUAAUUCCGGCAGUUGCAAAGCGAUGGUUGAACAGACAUUACAGGGAGCUUCUGCCAUGUAUGCGAAAGAGAUGGAAAGGCUCUCUGCUAAGGAAUCGCUACUUCUUGCUUUUAAAGACUCUGGGGGCCUUGAAUCCCUGGUCUCCGGAAAGGUGACAGAUAUGCAGCGGAUUGAUGUGAAUGAGAGGAUCACUGGUCUUGAGCGUCUUAAUCCAACACCCCGACCUACAACGUCCCCCUUUCUGGAAGGAAGAUGGAACUUUGAAUGGCUUGGGGCUGGUAGCCCAGGAAUAUUUGCUGCAAAAUUUAUUUUUGAGAGAUUUCCCUCAACUAUAGCAGAUUUAUUAGGUAUGGAUGUGUUUAUCAAAGAUGGCUAUUCAAAGACUACAGCAAACAUGAAGCUCUUGAACUCGAUAGACAGCAAAUUCAUUCUGACGACCAAGUUAUCUGUAGAAGGACCACUUCGAAUGAAAGAAGAAUAUAUUGAUGGAGUUCUUGAAACACCCAAGGUUAGUGAAGAGGCGGUGCCAGAACAGCUAAAAGGUGCAUUUAGCCAAGUAGUCAGCACAAUGCAGCAACUUCCUGUUCCUAUAAAGGAUUUAGUGGCUAAUGGGCUGAAAGUUCCACUGAGUGGGACUUUCCAGAGACUCUUUAUGAUUUCUUAUCUUGAUGAGGAAAUACUUAUAAUUAGAGAUACAACCGGAGCACCAGAUGUUCUAACAAGGUUGGAGGGGCCUCCAGCUCCCAUUACAGACUCCAUCUCAGAGUACGAGAGCUGAUUGCAGUAAAUAAAAUAAUCAAGAUUCCUCUUAUUUGUAUUACAACGGAAUCUUCUCUUUACUUGAGUUUCAACUUUCAAGGUGUCCUUGUAUCUCUUAUCUAUAAAAUGUCGCUUGAGCCAUUAAUUCAUGAGAUGGUUUUGUUUA